This is a messenger RNA of Thalassophryne amazonica, 6569 nucleotides long. RefSeq names its product transportin 1 (gene tnpo1). The coding region runs from base 148 to 2820 and encodes 890 amino acids. Gene Ontology annotation, cellular component: nucleus; cytoplasm. Gene Ontology annotation, molecular function: small GTPase binding; nuclear import signal receptor activity. The transcript has 25 exons. The record is from RefSeq and is a predicted model, not a curated record. Gene Ontology annotation, biological process: protein import into nucleus. Lineage: Eukaryota; Metazoa; Chordata; Actinopteri; Batrachoidiformes; Batrachoididae.
GCUGCCGUGUCUCGCACUUUGGAGAUCUAGUGUUUUUAUAUCUAGGGUGUACGGCCCGCUGGAAGAGGCCCAUGUCUGAAAAACCAGACAGACUGACGCUAAUAUUUCGACACAAAGCUAGCUGUUGUACACCAGGAGCUCAUCAAGAUGGAGAGCGAGUGGAAGCCCGACGAGCACGGACUUCGACAGAUUUUACAGCUUCUCAAAGAGUCCCAGUCGCCAGAUACUUCCACACAGAGGUCCGUCCAGCAAAGACUUGAGCAGUUGAACCAGUACCCAGACUUCAACAACUACUUGAUAUUUGUUUUGACAAAGCUAAAAUCAGAAGAUGAGCCAACACGCUCGUUGAGUGGACUGAUACUCAAGAACAAUGUGAAAGCCCACUAUCACAACUUUCCUAAUGGUGUAUCUGAGUUCAUCAAGAGCGAGUGUCUCCAAAACAUCGGAGAUCCUUCUCCCCUCAUCCGAGCUACUGUGGGUAUCCUAAUCACCACCAUUGCCUCUAAAGGAGAACUCCAGAACUGGCCGGAGCUUCUGCCUAAACUCUGCCUGUUGUUGGAUUCUGAGGACUACAACACAUGUGAGGGAGCUUUUGGGGCCCUGCAGAAGAUCUGUGAGGACUCUGCUGAGAUCCUGGAUAGUGACAUGCUGGAUCGUCCACUAAAUAUCAUGAUCCCAAAGUUCUUGCAGUUUUUCAAGCACAACAGUCCUAAGAUUAGGUCUCAUGCCAUCGCCUGUGUCAAUCAGUUCAUAAUUAGCAGGACUCAGGCUCUAAUGCUUCACAUCGAUCCGUUCAUUGAGAACUUGUUUGCCCUGGCAACAGAUGAGGAACCAGAAGUGAGGAAGAAUGUCUGCAGGGCUCUUGUCAUGCUUUUGGAGGUCCGCCUGGACCGUCUCCUGCCACACAUGCACAAUAUUGUAGAGUACAUGCUACAGAGGACACAAGACCAAGAUGAAAAUGUAGCCUUGGAGGCCUGUGAGUUCUGGCUUACUUUGGCGGAGCAGCCAGUAUGUAAGGACGUCCUGUGUGGACAUCUGCCUCAGCUCACCCCAGUGCUUGUCAAUGGGAUGAAGUACUCAGAGAUUGACAUUAUCCUACUCAAGGGAGACAUUGAGGAAGAUGAGGCAAUUCCUGACAAUGAGCAAGACAUCAGACCACGCUUCCACCGGUCUCGCACAGUUGCCCAGCAGCAUGAAGGUGAUGGCAUCGAAGAUGAUGACGAUGAUAAUGAUGAAUUGGAUGAUGAUGACACUAUCUCCGACUGGAACCUGCGCAAGUGUUCAGCAGCGGCGUUGGAUGUGUUGGCCAACGUGUUCAGGGAUGAGUUGUUGCUGCACCUUCUUCCUCUACUCAAAGAGCUGCUCUUCCACCCGGAGUGGGUUGUUAAAGAAUCUGGCAUCCUUGUGCUGGGCGCUAUAGCUGAAGGCUGUAUGCAGGGCAUGAUCCCAUACCUGCCUGAGCUCAUCCCACAUCUCGUCCAGUGUUUGUCUGACAAGAAGGCCCUGGUGCGUUCUAUCACCUGCUGGACCCUGAGCCGCUAUGCCCACUGGGUUGUCAGUCAGCCUCCAGAUAUUUACUUGAAGCCCCUAAUGACCGAACUCCUCAAACGUAUUCUAGACAGCAACAAGCGUGUGCAGGAGGCUGCUUGCAGUGCCUUUGCCACUUUGGAGGAGGAGGCAUGUACAGAGCUGGUGCCAUACCUGGCAUUCAUCUUGGACACUCUGGUUUUUGCUUUCAGCAAGUACCAGCACAAAAAUCUGCUAAUUCUUUAUGAUGCCAUAGGAACACUUGCAGACUCUGUGGGGCACCACCUGAAUAAACCGGAAUAUAUCCAAAUGUUGAUGCCACCAUUGAUCCAGAAAUGGAACCAGUUAAAAGAUGAAGACAAAGAUCUGUUUCCUUUAUUAGAAUGCUUGUCAUCUGUAGCCACUGCCCUGCAGAGUGGCUUCCUGCCCUACUGUGAGCCUGUAUAUCAGCGCUGUGUGAAUCUGGUCCAGAAAACUCUGGCUCAGGCCAUGCUUCAUCACUCUCAGCCAGACCAGUACGAGGCCCCCGACAAAGACUUCAUGAUCGUGGCUUUAGAUCUGCUGAGCGGACUAGCUGAGGGUUUAGGAGGCUCCAUUGAGCAGCUGGUUGCUCGUAGCAACAUCCUCACGCUUAUGUACCAGUGCAUGCAGGAUAAAAUGCCAGAGGUGCGUCAAAGUUCUUUUGCUCUGUUGGGAGAUUUGACCAAGGCCUGUUUUCAGCAUGUCAAGCCUUGCAUUGCUGAUUUUAUGCCCAUACUGGGUACAAAUCUAAACCCAGAGUUCAUAUCAGUGUGCAACAAUGCAACAUGGGCAAUUGGGGAAAUAUCUAUACAAAUGGGGCCUGAAAUGCAACCAUAUAUCGGCAUGGUACUGCAUCAGCUGGUGGAGAUCAUUAACAGGCCCAACACUCCAAAGACUCUGCUGGAGAACACAGCAAUAACAAUUGGUCGUCUUGGUUACGUUUGUCCUCAAGAGGUGGCACCCAUGCUACAGCAGUUUAUAAGACCCUGGUGCACCUCUCUGCGGAAUAUAAGAGACAACGAGGAGAAAGACUCUGCAUUUAGAGGAAUUUGCACAAUGAUCAGUGUCAAUCCAGGUGGUGUGGUGCAGGAUUUUAUAUUCUUCUGUGAUGCAGUGGCCUCCUGGGUUAAUCCAAAGGAUGAUCUCAGAGACAUGUUCUACAAGAUCCUACACGGAUUUAAGAACCAAGUGGGAGAGGACAAUUGGAGGCGCUUCUCAGAUCAGUUCCCCAUGCCGCUGAAAGAGCGGCUGGCAUCCUUCUACGGGGUGUAACCCUUUCCGCAGGCGUGCGCUUCAUGUCCGAGGUCCUUUACUGUGUAGGAAACCUCUUUUACCCAGGGAACGUACUGCCCUCGACUGGGGGGGGAAGGGUCUGCCUGCUAAGGGGUGGGAAGGGAUGCUGUGCUCUCCCCAUCCUGGAUGUUGGGGUGGGAGGGAGGUGGUGGCUGCAGCACUCAGUGUCCCUACGCACAGGCAAGGGGGAAAAGUACUGGCAGAAAAUCUUCAUCGUGGGAGGAAAAUUAAUAUAAUCUCAUCUCGGUCACAAAUGUCUCCUUAUGUUGCCACUUUCCCCCCUGCCCAAAAUGUUUUUUUCUGUUUGCUCACGUACACUACUGACAAGAAAUGUAAACAAAAAAUGGCGAAAGUGCUGCAAAUCUCGACAACAGCAUCUGCCGUUAAAUUGUGAUUAAGGGUGGGGGGGCAGUGUGCACACGGUGAAUGGUCAGUGCGGGAAGUGUUCAGUGUGCAUUUAUAAUCCGUUUAGCCCCUCCUCUGUGAGAGGCAGCUUUCAAGAAAAGCAUUCAAACAAAUGUCAUGGGAAUAAUUUGAAGGUAAAACAUAUUUGCUCUAAACACAAAGCUAGGUUUUAGCUAAAGAAUAGCAUCUGAGGCUGUGAACGACUCGUUUGGGAUCUGACUGUAGAAUAUAUCUUACAACACCACAUACCACUAAAAAGUUGUCAGCUGUGUAGUAUCGGAUCAUUUCAGUACUUGUAACUGUCACACGGAAUAUGUGUUGCUGUUCUUUACUCAGGCAAAUGCUGUUAAAUUACGUUUGCGGGGAGCAGAAGAUUAGAGUUGAAGUACGGUUUCUGUGCACCAUGCCUGUAUGAAAGUGGGAAGCUGUAGAACUUGUUUGUUUGUUUUGAUGGCUGCCAUUACCCUGUGAUAAGGUCCUUUGACCUUGUAAUUUGUUUCUCCUCUCAUUUUCUCACUGACUUAACAGUGGUCAGCUGUAAUGUAGCAUAAUUGGGUUUACACAGAAUUUAGGGAAUGUGUAAGAUUGUGACUGUGAGGCUGUGAUGUUGGUGUGAAUCCCUGCCUUUGUGCUGGCAAUGUGAUGUGCUCUGCACAUAGAUGUUCAUCAGCAAGUGUAUCAUCGCUUAUAAGCCUUUUCAUCGAGUCUCGUGAAGGGAAAAACCAGACGCACGCGUACUGGUCGUCAUUCUCGUUUUCCGGUCUUGUACAGUAAAGACACCAGUCUCCUGAUAGUGGCUGUCGGAAACAAUACAAACCAUCAAAUCUGUGUUAAAUGUGUUUUCUUUAGAGUACGGGGGUUUAUAUUGGUCGUCGGCUUCUUGUGUUAAAAGCAUGAUAGUGAGGAUCGCUGUAAUUCUGUGGGUGGUUGUGCUUUGUGAUGUACUUGGAUGCUUUCAUCUUUUGCAUGUUGGUGGCCCCUCACACUUCAGCAUAGAGUGGGAUGGGGAGACUGGGAGGGAGGGGCGCUUCCAUCAGCUAUCAAGUUUAAAAAGUUCACAAUAACCAUUUCUGUAUCAACACUAGGACUUCAUCAACUUCUCGACUCUCACCGGGGUGGUCUCCUUAAACUCUUACCCUGUAGCUGGAUGUAUAGAGUUUGAAUACUGUGAAUAUGCAAUGUAUCUUUGGUUGUUUUGCCCUGUGUUUUUUUUUUUUUUUUUUUUGUGUAAGUGUUUUUUAGCCUGAAUGUAUUCCAUGAUGGAUUGGAGAUAUGAAGUAUUUUUUAUAUAUCUAUAUAUAUUUUUUUUUUCUUCUCUCAUGCCGAGGUACUCAAUGUAUUUUCUUCUGCUGGCCAGAGAAGUAAUGGUAGGUUUUUUUGUUUUGUUUUAAACCCUUUGCGAUGCAUGUGACAGGUGGAUUUGUAGAUGCUCAGAAUGAAUGCAGUACACUUCAGAAUAUGAACUCACUGUUGACACAGAUCACAAGACUGUUGCUGCUAAAUUAUAAUCGUAUAAUGCAACGAGAAGGGAACUUGGACUGCACACCUCUGCUGGAGUAAUUGUGGCCCAGUGCCAUAUUGAAGGAGGAAACCUAGUCUGUAUACACAUAUACAGAACCUAAUGUAAACUUACUACGAAAAACCAAAUCACAGGAUACUAGAAACAUUGAGACUGUGCAUGUGUGUGGUAUAGUAUCUCCCCUGUAUCAUUUUGAUGUCAACAUUAACUCAAAAAUUUGUAGUUAAGGCAAGAGGGAGAGAGAAAGGCAGGAAAUGAGGUCUGGUCCCCAUCACCACGAAAACGGCUGGUUCUUCAUCGAAGGACUGUAUCGCUACAAAAUAUAGUCAACACAUGUCAGUUACUUGAGAUAUCUUGUAGUUAAUCAAACAGACAAAUAGGGAUGACCACAGGGUGCAGUUGUUAGUGGCCAGUAAUAGUUUUCUGGAAAUAACCAGAUUUCCAGAAUUGCAAAACAUCACUCUUGGACGUUGUUGCGUCAACAUGUGCAUUUGACUAACUGGUGUUCUUAAAGAAACCUGUAACUGCCGUUGGUGCUAACUGCUGUUACCGUUAGUAUGUGAGGUAAAGCAGGGAGCUUGCCCCCCCCCCAAAAUAAAACAUUGUUAUUGGAGGUACACCUCCACCUUCCACUGUUGGUAAGUGGAAGUAAUAAAUAUCCUAAUGUGAAUAGGUCUUGAUAUUGUGAAAUUAGCCCUGUUUGUAUACAUUCAGAUCGUAAAAUAUAUUUAAUCGUUCUCCUGGUCAAUUCGAACACUGUUGUCAAUACAUGACAUAAAGCAUCAUGGAAUACAGAGGCAAUUAUGCAUUUGUUUAUGUGCUAUGUCCUUUUGUGUUCUGAAGUUGAAGUAAUUUUGUCUGUCACAUUCCAGCAUGUUUAAAAAAAAAAAAGUAAUCAUGGCAUGAUGGUGGGGGGGGGGGGGGGGGUGGCUGCAGCCAUGUCUCUGUCUACAAUGAAUCACAUGCUCCCAUCAUUAUUGUGCUGUAUCUCUGACGUGACUGCUGCUAUACGUACAUUGUAGUUGUUUCACUACUUGAAUGUUUUAUGGAUUAACCUCAGGUUGUCUGUGUCCAGUGUUGUUGUGUUUUUUUUUUUUUUUUUUCCUCCCCUUUAUGUGCGCCUUUAUAUGCAGCUCCUUGACAGUUGAGGUUAGUAAAGCUUCUGGCCUUCAUACCUGCGUGUUAAUCGACACAGACCUGUAAUUACAAUCAGAGGGAAAGAAUAAAUUGGAAAUGUUAACUUGCUCAUACUUUUUAUUUAAUCAAAUUUGAUUGUAAUCACUCUAUGGCAGAUAUGUAGAUCAAUGCGUAAACAAUGCCAUGAAGAAGUGGGGUUUUUUUUUAUGAGAAUUUAGCUUUUUUUUUUUUUUUUCCUUCAGUAUAUACAGUAUUGUGUAUUGAAAAAACUAUUUCGAAUAAGGCGACUUCUAUCAAUUUAAUGUUUGCAAAUUUUGACUUUCUAUGAAGUUUUAUUGAAAAUUUGCAUUUUGUAGGUUAUCUGCCCAUAUAAAAAGAGUCAAAUUAUAUUGUUUAGCCUUCAGACUAUUGGACUGCCUUCAUCAUUUUUACUAAUGUUAGAAAAGCCAUCAGUUUACUAGACAUUUUUUUUGUUUUGUUUUGUUUUUAAAUAAGCUGCUGCUGUAUUAAAAAUACUUUUGGGGCCACCAAAUAUUUUGGAUCAUGCAAAGAAUCUAUAUUGUACUGUUGUAAUUUUGUAACAAUAUUUGUAAGAUGAUUAUAGUGGGUGUGACUGGUUGCCAUUGCUUGAAAUCUGUACAUUGUUUGGAAUAAAUUGUUUACAUUA